Molecule: messenger RNA, 1323 nt
Organism: Neltuma alba
Lineage: Eukaryota; Viridiplantae; Streptophyta; Magnoliopsida; Fabales; Fabaceae
Product: galactomannan galactosyltransferase 1-like
Exons: 1
Coding region: 1-1323 (440 amino acids)
Cellular component (GO): trans-Golgi network; membrane; endosome
Molecular function (GO): galactosyltransferase activity
Source: RefSeq, a predicted model, not a curated record
AUGGCCAGGUCGAAUUCUAGAAACAAAUCCUCCGUAUGGUUCUCCGAUGGUUGUGUCUUCUUCGGAGGUGUGCUUGCUGCUGUUUUCGUGGUUUGGGGUUUCUGGUCGUUCAUAGCCCCAUUUCCUCCCAAGACCCCCAACUUUCAGUCCGUCACCACUAGACUGAAAUCCCUCAAAGGUCCCGACGGCGCUCUUAUCUGUGGUGCUGGUACGCAUGGUCCUGAUCUCCGACACGACCCGCCGGAGAAAACCUUUUACGAUGACCCUGAAAUGGGUUACACACUAGAUAAACCGAUGAAGAACUGGGACGAGAAGCGCAAAGAGUGGCUGUUACGUCAUCCGUCGUUCAUCCCAGGAGCGCGAAAGCGGAUCCUCAUGGUGACGGGAUCUCAGCCGUUUCCUUGUCAGAAUCCGAUCGGCGAUCACCUGCUUCUCGGGUUCUUCAAGAACAAAGUGGAUUACUGCCGUCUCCACGGCUACAACAUCUUCUACAACAACGUGCUGCUUCAUCCAAAUAUGCAAACAUACUGGUCGAAGUAUCCGAUGAUAAAAGCGGCGAUGAUGGCCCAUCCGGAGGUCGAGUGGAUCUGGUGGAUCGACUCUGACGCCAUGUUCACAGACAUGGAUUUCAAGCUCCCACUGCAUCGUUACAAAAACCACAACCUCAUGCUUCAAGGGUGGCCUCGCCUGGUACACGAGGACAAAAGCUCGAUGGGCCUGAACGCCGGCGUGUUCCUGAUCAGAAACUGCCAGUGGUCGUUGGACUUCAUGGAAGAGUGGGCAAACAUGGGCCCACAGUCACCGGAGUACAAAAAGUGGGGAGAAAUACAGAAAAACACCUUUAAGGACAAGAAUUACCCGGAGUCGGAUGAUCAGGCGGGGCUGGCUUACUUGAUCGUGGAAGAGAAAGAGAAAUGGGGGAACAAGAUUUACUUAGAAACAGAGUACGCGUUCUCGGGUUACUGGGAGGAUCUAGUGGGGACAUAUGAGAAUAUAACGGAGAGAUACAAUGAGGUGGAUAGAGAAGAUAAGAGGCUAAGGAGGAGACAUGCAGAGAUGGUGAGUGAGAAUUACAGUGAGACGAGGGAGAAGUACCUGAAGAAGGAGGAGGCGAGUUGGAGGAGGCCGUUCAUAACACACUUCACCGGCUGCCAACCUUGCAAUGGAAACCACAAUGAGAUGUAUUCAGGUGACUCUUGUUGGAAUGGAAUGAAGAAGGCUCUCAAUUUUGCGGAUAAUCAGGUGCUGCGUAAUUAUGGUUACGUACACCCGGAUCUACUGGAUAACUCCGUUUCUCCUAUCCCUUUCGAUUACCCUGCCUGA